CUUCUUGUUUACGUUUUGGGUUUAUUUGGAGUAAUUUGGACUUCUGGAUAGUUUUGGUUUCUGCAUGACGUUUUUACAGAUCUUCUUGCCGUAUUUUUGACCGCUUUUUGCAAGUUUGUUCAAUUAUCUUUUGACGAUUCCGGGGUGAUUAAGAAAUGGGUCGAAAAGUGAUUUUAGCGACUUGUUCGCUCAAUCAGUGGGCCAUGGAUUUCACAGGCAACUACGAAAGGAUUAUCAAAAGCAUCUACGAAGCAAAGGCUAAAGGCGCACGAUUCCGACUUGGUCCGGAGCUGGAAAUUCCAGGUUAUGGCUGCUCUGAUCAUUUUCUGGAGAGCGACACGAUUCUGCAUUCAUGGGAGGUUUUAGCGAAAAUCCUUCUGGAUCCUCAGUGUCGGGACAUUAUUCUCGAUAUUGGAAUGCCCGUGAUGCAUAAAGAUGUUGUUUAUAAUUGCCGAGUGAUCACACUAAACGGUCAGAUUCUGUUGAUUCGACCGAAAAUGUCCAACUGUGAUGACGGAAACUAUCGUGAAACGCGGUGGUUUAUGCCUUGGUGCAAACGACGACAGCUGGAGGAUUUUUACCUUCCUCGCAUGAUUUCUGAUGUUACGAAGCAGACGAAAGUGCCGUUUGGAGACGGAGUCAUUGCCACUCUUGAUACUUGUAUUGGAGCAGAGACAUGUGAAGAACUGUGGACUGCAGAAAGUUCCCAUGUGCCACAGGGACUUGACGGAGUGGAGAUUUUCACCAAUGCAAGCGGAAGUUACCAUGAGCUUCGUAAACUACGAACUGCUUAUACCUUGAUCGAAGGAGCUUCGAUGAAGAGUGGUGGAAUCUAUUUGUACGCCAAUAUGCGAGGCUGUGAUGGUGAGCGGGUAUUCUACAGUGGAGGCGCCUGCAUCGCGAUCAACGGAGAGAUCGUCGCACAGGGACACACUUUUGAAAUAAACGAAGUGGAAGUGGUUACAUCGGUUUUGGAUCUGGAAGACGUCCGCAUGUACCGCAAUCGUAUCCGCAGUCGUUCUGCGUCGGCCACUCGAGCGAGCGUGUAUCCUAGAAUAAAUGUUGAGUUUGCGCUCGGGCCGAGCCAUGUGCACGAUGUUACUCUACCAUCAUACGAACCCGUCGAGCCCAAGUUCUUCACACCGGAAGAAGAAAUAAGUCUUGGACCCGCGUGCUGGCUGUGGGAUUACUUGCGCCGAAGCCGGCAAAAUGGAUUUUUUCUACCGCUUAGUGGCGGAAUUGACAGCAGCAGCGUAGCUUGCAUUGUGCACUCUAUGUGCCGGCAGGUCUGCAAGGCCGUAGAGCGCGGAGAUCAGCAGACACUUCUGGAUGCGCAGCAUAUCGUCGGGGACAACGAUUAUGUGCCUGCAAAUCCCGAAGAAUUUUGUGGCCGAAUUUUACACACAUUUUAUAUGGGAACAGAGAACUCGUCCGAAGAAACUAAAGCACGUGCGCAAACUCUGGCUGAUCAGAUUGGUGCUACCCACCGCAGCAUCGUGAUUGACGUCGCGGUGGAUGCCGUUUUAAAAAUAUUCACAUCGGUGUCUGGAUUUGCUCGACCUCGGUAUAAAGCACAUGGAGGAGAAAUAAGAGAGAAUCUAGCCCUACAAAAUAUUCAAGCUCGCUUGCGAAUGGUCCUUGCUUAUCUUUUUGCCCAGUUGGUGCUAUGGGCGCAAGGAAAGCCAGGCGGACUGCUUGUGUUGGGAACAGCUAAUGUGGACGAAAGUUUGCGAGGUUACUUCACGAAGUACGAUUGUUCCAGCGCAGACAUUAAUCCCAUUGGGGGUAUCUCUAAAACGGAUUUGAAAAAAUUUCUACGUUACUAUUCCCAAAAAUAUAAAAUCGACGUUUUGGAUGGGUUACUGGAAGCUCCUCCGACUGCCGAGCUGGAGCCUUUAGAGCAGGGAAAAGUAACGCAGACCGAUGAGGCGGACAUGGGAAUGUCGUAUAAGGAAUUAUCAGAUUACGGUCGUUUGCGGAAAAUCGCCGGUUAUGGGCCGUACUCUAUGUUCUGCAAAUUAGUGCACGCGUGGUCGGGAAUGUUCCGUCCAACACAGGUAGCCGAGAAAGUCAAGCACUUCUUCCGGACCUACUCUAUCAACCGUCACAAGAUGACUACACUCACGCCCGCCUACCACGCUGAACGGUACAGUCCGGACGAUAACCGCUUCGAUCACCGGCAGUUUCUUUACAAUACGAGUUGGACUUGGCAGUUCCAGGCUAUCGAUGCUCGAGUCCCUGAACUCGAAGAACGUCGAAAACACACAGUGCCGGAAGGUACACAGCCGACCGGUUCCGUCUGCAUGACAGUGCAGGACAAGCAGAAGGAUAACAAAGUGCAUUCGUCUGAAGCCGCGCCGAUUGGGGAAUCCGCAGUUCUGCACUGUCCGAAUAAAGGCUAAUCAGCAAAGAUUACCGCAUCUGGUGUUAGAGUACGGUGUAAUACUGCAGUGGUGAGAAAUUACGAUAAAUAAUUAAUUUGUUAUUAUAGUUGUGAUAUUUGUUGCUUAAUCAUAUAGAAGUACAAUAAUUUUUGGUGUUUUAUUGUGUGCAGCGACUUUGUUGAUUUGGUUUUGGUGUUGAUUAUUAGAUUUUGUGCAGAAUUUUUCUUGAAUUUAUCGGGAUAGAUAGAUAUGGUGAAGGCAGAGGGUCGUGAUGCUUUACGAUUGCAUUUGCUUGGUUAAAGGUUGUCAAACUCUG
This is a messenger RNA of Paramacrobiotus metropolitanus, 2700 nucleotides long. RefSeq names its product glutamine-dependent NAD(+) synthetase-like. The record is from RefSeq and is a predicted model, not a curated record. NCBI's taxonomy places the organism in Eukaryota, Metazoa, Tardigrada, Eutardigrada, Parachela, Macrobiotidae. Gene Ontology annotation, biological process: NAD+ biosynthetic process. Gene Ontology annotation, molecular function: NAD+ synthase (glutamine-hydrolyzing) activity; glutaminase activity; ATP binding. The transcript has 17 exons. Bases 156 to 2402 code for a protein of 748 amino acids. Gene Ontology annotation, cellular component: cytoplasm.